This is a messenger RNA of Fundulus heteroclitus (mummichog), 2671 nucleotides long. RefSeq lists its product as uncharacterized. Bases 296 to 2413 code for a protein of 705 amino acids. The transcript is spliced from 15 exons. The record is from RefSeq and is a predicted model, not a curated record. NCBI's taxonomy places the organism in Eukaryota, Metazoa, Chordata, Actinopteri, Cyprinodontiformes, Fundulidae.
UUCCAUAAGGAAAUAUAAUGCAACAUUAUUGUUAUUUUCAGCACACCGCGGCCCCGCAAAGCGACAGAAGUGUCCAGGGACAGUGCAUUCCCAAUGUGAUGUACCAACUGAUGUCAGUGUCAGCUUCACAGAAGUAACUCAAUCCAAGGUACUUCGCAAGGAGCUUCUUGACCUGCUGGAGGUUGGUGUAGAGGAUACACCUGAGACAACAGACAAAGACCCAACAGAAUGGAACAUUAGGAACACUCUGUCCGCAGAGAAAUGGAAAGAGGCCAGGCCAUCUCUCAUUGAUAGUAUGCUGGCCAAUGAGGACCCUCACCCACAGUCUGGAUGCCAGUGUGGGAAACCAGCUGUGGUGAGGUGUAUGGACUGCCUGCCUCUCCCAUUACUUUGUUUAGACUGUGAUUUAAUUGUGCACUCUCGGUUUGUCUUGCACAACCGAGAACAAUUAAAUGGAGAGUUUUUGCAGCCUGUUCUUCAUCAGCAAACAGCAUGGAUGGUGCCUAUUCAAAGGCCAGAUCGUGUGUGCCACUGCUCAGGCAGCAUCCAUGUGUCACCUGGAAGGGUCGUGGCAGUCAUAACUAUGAAUGGCCGCUACAACCUAUCAAUGCCAGUGGUGAGUUGCACCAGCUGUUGUGUCACAUGGUCCAUCUCCAUCAAGGACAUCCAGCGUGAUGGAUACUGGCCAGGCAGUGGUACCACAAACUUCUGCACGCUAUAUGCCACUGAUAUCUUUCAGUCAUUUUAUGACUUGAAGAUGGCAGCACCAGGGGUCUCUCUGAAGGCAUACUUAAGAAUGCUUGAUGCAAGGACUGUGCGCUUUGGAAGAACUGGCAAGAUAUCACCAGACACAUUUUAUAAAAGCUUCUUGGAAUGGGUAGCCGUAAAAUAUGAAGUACAAAAGCUGUGUACACCGCAGUUCUUCAAUUGCCCCGCCUGCAGUCCAGAGAUGCUUGCAGUAUCAGUGGAUGGUAAUCGCAAGCUUUAUAGAUUCAAAUCAAAUUCAAGCACUCAAGAGCCAGGACAUUUUGAUGAUGUUUUUAUUCAAAAUGAUGAGGAGGUAGCCAAGUUUGUUGAAUACAUCCACACACAAACAAAACAUGCCUCUGGAAAGGGCUCAUGUGGUUCUUCUACAUGGACAGCAGCUAAGGAGUCCUCCAGAAAAAACUCUGGAAAAUUGGAUGAGGAGGGACUGGAAAUAGCUGUCUGCCGCCAUGGGGUCCUCCUUGGGGCACUGAACAUGUUUAGAGGAGAGAUUUUUGCUUACCCUCUCUUCCUCCAGAGGAAGUUAGCAGAAAGUGCCCCAGGAACAAUCUCAUUCCUGUGUUCAGAUGUAGCCUGUAAAUUUUUUCCUUAUUUGGCUAAAGUGGUUCAACAGUGUCCUGAGCACAGGAAUCUGCUGUCCAUGCGCCCCUUUCUUUCAGUUAUGCAUGCGAAGGCACACUCUGGGAAAUGCGAGAUCAAAUGGGGAGGUGCGUUCCAGGAAGGUGCGGGUUCAACUAUCGGAGAAGAGGUUGAACAGGUAAACAGUUUCCUGUCUAGGGCAGCCAUCACCACAAAGUACAUGUCUAAAGCAGGACGAAAAGACAUGCUUACCCUCUUGGCUUUAGGGUGGAAUGAAAGGAAGUUGGAAAACCUGAGUCGCACUUUAAGCCAGAGAUACUUAAAGACUGUAAGGAUACUCAAAGAAGAUCUGGACAGCCUGAAUGCUGCAAAAAAGGAGCUUGGCAUUGAUGAUGACACAGUGCAGCUGUGGGUGGCUGAUGUGCAGAAGUGGGCAGAGGAAACUGAUCAAAGUGAUGGUAGCCUUGGUGCACUACAGGCACGGAUAGAGGAGCUGGCUGUCCUCGUCAAAGUACGCAGCCUAAACCUUUACAAACAAACAGAUAGCAACAAGAGGCGACAUAAGAUACGAAGAGUCAUUUUAAAAGACAAAAAACGCCUGGCAGCAGCUAUUGCUGAGUACAAUCAUCUGGCUGAACCGUCUGGACAAAUUGUGUCCACUGAUGGCAUUAUCCAGACUGACACGUGGCCUUGGCGAAGUGAAAACCUCCACACCAAAAGGAUGGUAUUUGAUAAGUUUAUGGCUGUGCAACGCCUGAAGGAGGAAGAAGUAAUCCUCUGUAAGGAAAUGCUGCAACACUGGAUAGCACUAAAGACACAAUACUUGACACUGGGAGCCCUUUCUUCAAACUCCUCUCUUGUUGGCCUCUCUGAGGAUGCCCAAAAAGGACUGCAGUGUCUGGUUCAUAAGAGGCUCAGCAAACUGAAAGCAGAAAUGCGUUUAGUCAAGGGCCAUUACAACACUAUCCUGAAUGAUAACUCACACCUGGAGAUGGAGUUGGAAGAAGAAGACAUAGAACUUGAUACUAUAUACUCUGAUUUCAGCUCUUCUGAUGAGGACUCUGACUGAAUGUCAUCUGCCAUCAAACAUGCUUCAAUUACUGUUGUCGUUGUGGUUGUUGACGUGUUGAUGGUUGUGGUUGCUGUGGUUGAGUAUGUUGUAUGAUGGUUGUGCCCUUGGGGUUUUGUUGUGUACAAAGUUUAACAGGGUUUCUAUGGCUUUGGAUCAAAUUGUCAUUAAGCAAUAAUCAAUGUGUGUUAAUGUGUUAAAUAAUUAAGAUGUCAAACUUCACACAUAGCUAAAUCCUCAUCUGUCUAUAAAAGAUUG